UCCAUCAACCAUUCUGGAAUGAAACUCCUAAAUUUAUUCAUCACAAGAACAUCUUAGCAACAGCUAGCAAAAUAGCUGACCUUUACUGUUAGCAAGCUAGCUACAUAAACUUACAUGGAGCACCUUUACCAUCAUUUCCAUAUUCAGUCCUUCAAGAUGAGAUAUGCAAUAAUCGCGUGUUGUUUUUCUUUUAGCUUGUUAUAGGACAUUGUUCACAUUAUUUACUUUAACGUGACAUGACAAACAAUAUUUUAAUAUCCCAACGUAAAGCUUGAUGCUAAGUGCUUCAGCAAGAAAAUCUUAACAAGCCAGCUAAUUAGUUUGCUAGCGUUAGGGAAGUCAACACCAGCAGCUAACCUCUUAGCUCGCUAGCAAGCUACCUUAGCAGACGGACUUCAAUACCCUGCUCUUCCCAGUGUAGUGUUAAUUUCCACAUGAUCACUUUCUUCACCAAGGCUUUUGGGGCAACUACUAAGAUGAUGUUUGAGGGACCUUCUCCCACAGCAAAGAGUUACAGGACAUCGUCUCACUUCUGCCCCAGAUGUAAAUGUUAGCUGGACAUGGUAGGAUGUUGCAGACCACUCAAGACUGCAUAAAACUACUUAACCCCAAAAAAUGUUCUGUAAAUGCAUAACCUGGGGGUUUGGACAAUUAAACAAAUAUACACUUGUGAAUAUGAAAUGCAACAUGUACAUUUUCUCAGACAGUCAGAUGGUUAGGGUUCUAUUCUGUUGAUUGUUCCUUCUGAGUCUUUGUGAGUGUUCAGGCAGAAGGUCUUCGUAAAGCUGCAGCUCUUGGAAACGAGAAGUUCUUGGUGCAGACUCAAAACCAAAGACAAGAAACCACGACCUGCACAUGGAGGGAAAAUACAUACGAAACACAUUGUUUAAGGCCAUGACUGCACCCUCUGAGCUCCAGCUGAGCUUCUGGAUGGACAAAGCAGUGAAGUGGGGCCAGGCGACCACUCCCUCUGCUCAGCAGGACAUGAGCAAACACCUGGGCUCUCUGAGAAGCUUCCUUCAGCAGCUCCUCCACACACUACAACUAACGAGCUCUGCCACUGAGGCCGUGAAGAGCCUUCCCUUUGUGGGCCAGUUCCUGGGCAGACUUUGUUGGAACCCAUAUGUUACUGCGGAUGGAGAGAGCUGCAGCCUACUGCUGCAGUGUGUGUGUUGUCUGUACAGCGCGGAGCCUCGGAACGCGCUGGAGCAAAGGGCUAAUGACUGGAUACGGAAUUUGCUGUGCCACCUAACAUCAGCGGAGGAGGGUGGCGUGAUCUAUGCCCUGGAACGCUUUGCAGGCAUCGCUCCUCAUCACUGCUCUUCACAGGCUCUUCAGAAGAUGGUGGCGUUAUUGACAGAGGAGGUCAGUGUGAGUUGCAGCCCUGCAGUACAUUCUUUAGACAGGUGCUUAUGUGACAGUAUCCAUGCAGUGUCCGUGGCGUGUGUCCCCUUGAUCACAUGUCCAGAAGCAGCCCCUCUCAUUGGUGCUCUGCUUAAGCGCCGCAUUUCAUGUGGCUGUUCUCAUCUCAGCGAGGAGUUCAUAGAAGCUGUCAGCACAGCCUUACUCAGUAAGACGCUGGUUCUGGAGGACAUGGCUGUGAUUGCCCUGUGGUGUCAUAGCCUGUCCAGCCUUGAGGGGGCAGUGCUGAGUCUGUUGGAAUCGGUUCUCUCUGACCCAGGGGCCGUGUUGCAGAGGCUGGAGGAAGUUGUCAGCAGUUCUUUCCUGCCCAAAGCAUCUGCCCAGCAUUGCUGCAUCUUUCUCAUAGUGAAUGAUGUUUUCAGAAAUGUGCUAAUGGCGAUGGAGGAGAAUGUGGCUGUUGGAGCUCUCAUACAGGUUUUCACCAGCUGUUUCCUUCGGAGUCACUCUGCCCAGAAGCAACAGGAAAGACUUCCACUGAGAGCUUUUUUCCCUCACGUACCCCAGAACCUCCUCACACCUUUAUUGACAGAGCCAUCAGAGGUGCCCAGGCAGGCAUGGCUGGAGCAUGUUUCCUGGAUUGGGAGGUUACUUCACAGCAUGUCACGGGAGGCAGACCAGGUCGAGGAGAAGGGCGACAGCCCCAGGCAGCGCAGGGCUUUGUUCGAGGCCUGGUUCUUGCUGGCGCAGCGUGGACACUGGGUCGACGUAGCUGCCGAGCUUCUGGUCUCCGUAGAUGCCGAGCAGUCGGAGCCUCUGCUCUGUCUCUUGACGUUCUACCACCACCCCACCGACAGAGGGCACCAGAGUUCUCAGCAGAUUAUGGCGGCGAGGGAGGCAUGGGGUCGUAUGAGGAUCCUCUUCCUCGCCCACACUCUUCCUCCAGAGCGUCUGUCCUCCAUGAACAAGCUGCUGUCUUCCGCCACGUCGGCCAACCUUCUUCUCCGCCUUCUGCUCAGCUUCGCCAUCUUUUGUCCGGCAUUUACAAGCACUGCCGUCAAAGUCCUCCAGAAGGUGCUGACACAGGCCGAGCUCAAGCGCAGGGCCGAGUGGCUCCUGGCCUCCGCAUGGCACAGGCUAAGCAGGGGUGGUGCACUGGACGCCGCACUUCAGGACAGGCUGAGGGCACUUCAGGACAGCCUCCUCCCAGAGCACAUCUCGCGCUGCACGUAAACACGGGAGCACUCGCCUGUUUAUGAGGACGAGCUUUCCUGGCUGGUCCUGCCUCGCUCGCAAAGACACGACUCUUGGAAAUGACAAUUACAGGCUGAGCCCAGCUGCUGGUUUUAUUUAGUGAGUAGAGAAUAUGUGAUGUAACAGACAAGUUGUGUGUGUGUGUGUGUGUGUGUGUGUGUGUGUGUGCGUGCGCGCAUAUACGUAUGUAUAUACAUUUUGGUUCAGAAAUGUAUUAUCACAAAUAUACAUUGUGGAAGGCCAUUCCCAUGGCUCCUCCCAUUACUACACAAUACUGGUGCUCAACACAAGCACUAUACUAACCCUGAAGUCUAGGUUUAAUAUAUCCCACAGGCUAGCUGCUGUUCACCGAGCAAACUGAAAGUGUGAUGCACCUGGACGUCCUGUCACGUAGGCGAUAUAAAUACAUUGUUUUUAUGGUAGAGUUAGAAUUCAUGUAGGUGACAGACCAUCUGUCCAGUUUUCCUUCCAUAUGGUAGUUCACAUACCUGUGGUGUGAUGUUCCCGGAGCAUGCUGCCAAGUUUCAUGUCUGCAUUAACCAAUAUGUAUCGUUACAUUUGUUCCUGGACAAUUGGAGUUCUACUAAAAAUAUUUAAAUGCUAGAUGUGAUGUUGACACGAGCGUGCACUAAUAUCAGUUUAUUUCCAUCUUUAUAAACCCCCCUCACUGUUCAUGGUGUGCUGGUGAUUGGGACAAAGCUGUUCAGAUCCCGUGCUGGUAAACAGAAUUAAAGUCUUCUAUUCGCAGGAGUCUAAUGAUGACUUCAGUCUAUUAGCAACCAGUUAAGACAAAUGUGCAGUAGGUGUGUUGCACAUUUUCCAAAUGACUGUCACACUCUGCGUACUUCUGCUUUAAAAAAAAAAAAAAAAAAAGGCAACGAGAUUUUCUGCAUCCAUACUGUAAUCUGGCCGUGCUUUAAUCUGGAGACUGCAUCCAUACUGUAAUCUGGCCGCGCUUUAAUCUGGAGACUGCAAGUAUUUAGGCCCUAGUGGCCUCCCAGCUGCUCUGUCUCCCAGCAUGGCCUCUUCCUCUAUGUUCUCUCUGGCUUCCGGCCUUUCUGCACCCUGAUCUGAAGUGUGGCUCGAGGGUGUGGUAGAGCGCCACACUACAGCUAAGGCCUGUUAUACCUCUGUUUAAUGACCCAUAUGAAUACUACAUUUUAGUUCCCAAAUCCAUAAAAUCCUUUAAAACAAGUUACAUGUUGCAUGACAAUAUCUUCACAACUUUAUCUUAUGUUUUGAAUAAUGUUGGUGAAAUAUCCCAGCACCCUCGUGACGGUUUUUUUUUUUUUUUUUUUCUUCUUUCCAACCAGUAACUAGUAACAGAUACUGACCUCUGACCUCUCAUUGUACCUUAAGUAGGACUGCAGGAAAAACGUGUGGGGCCGAGCUAACAUGUUUUGCACUGAAACGCGAGUCACCCAGCCUUGCUUGUAACCCACCCUUUCCACAUAUCUGCUUCAGAGACGGGGAGU
Messenger RNA from Electrophorus electricus (electric eel), 4088 nucleotides. The record is from RefSeq and is a predicted model, not a curated record. NCBI's taxonomy places the organism in Eukaryota, Metazoa, Chordata, Actinopteri, Gymnotiformes, Gymnotidae.